Biomphalaria glabrata is the source of this 1673-nucleotide messenger RNA. RefSeq names its product GTPase IMAP family member 7-like. NCBI's taxonomy places the organism in Eukaryota, Metazoa, Mollusca, Gastropoda, Planorbidae. Gene Ontology annotation, molecular function: GTP binding. The coding region runs from base 417 to 1616 and encodes 399 amino acids. The transcript has 3 exons. The record is from RefSeq and is a predicted model, not a curated record.
CUAGCUGUAAAGUCACACAUAAUAUUUUAAAUUUUAGAAAAUUAAGUUGUUGAAAUUUUUACGCACUUUAUUACUUACGGAUUAUCAUUGGUUAAAGUAAAAACAAGAAAAUAAUACUUUUAUUAUUAAAUUUCUAAUAUAAUGAAAUAAUGUUAAAAAUAAUUUAAAUUAACUCUUUAGUUCAAUUGAGCUAGCCAGGAAAACCAGUGACUUGGCAGAAUUUAAGUCAUUGGUUAAUAUGCAUGACUAAAUGCAUGACGCGUAGGACGUAAUCAUCUUCUUUUUUGAAGUAACGUCUGUAUUAUAUAAGAUAAGAAUUGAGUUAUCGAACCCGUGACACCGUCAACUGCUAGAACUUACGCAAUUUUUUUUAUUCGGCCAGCGAGGAAAGAAUACUUGUGUGAUUUUUUAUUGAAAUGUCUAAAUCAAGAACAGAGGAAGAAAAGCUGCUUGUAGAUCGUAAGCCAAUGCAGCAAAUAGAUCUCAUUCUUGUUGGUAAGACUGGCCAUGGGAAAAGCUCAACAGCCAAUUCAAUUUUGGGGAAACAGUCUUUUAGGUCUUCAAGUUCAGUUAAUUCAGUGACUAAUGGCAUACAGUACGAGGUUUCUUUAUUUGAUAACUAUGCUCUUAAAGUCGUGGACACUCCAGGGGUAGCGGACACUAAUACAAUAAAAGACCCAGUUAAGGCUUCCAAGCUGAUCAUGGAGCAAAUGAAAGAUGCUGUCAUAUUAAAUCCCGAUGGUUACCACGCGUUUCUAUUAGUCUACAAGUUUGGCUUAAGGUACACCAACGAAGAGCUGGAAAGCAUAAAACUUUUAAAACUCAUUUUCGGGAAAGAUUUUGUCAAGAAUUACUGUAUUUUAAUUCUCACUGGAGGGGAUUCAUUUUUGGUACAAUGCAGAGGUCAAACUUUAAAGGAAUGGUUAAAUAAACAAGACGGGGCAUUUAAUACUUUAACUAAAGAAUGCAACGAACGAGUCAUUCUUUUCAACAAUGCCACAAGUAAUGAAUAUACUAAAAGAAAACAAUUAGAAGAGCUAUUAUCAUGCGUUGAGAACUUGAAAACAGGUUCUCGUAGGUACACAAAUAGAGAUUUUGAGCUUGCAAAGACUAGCCGUCAGCGUCUAUCUAAUGUAAAAAUAAUAGGUGAUGAGCUAAUAAAUGUCGAAAUAAUUAUAAUGUCCCUUCUGAAGAAUAUAUCCCAAAUUGAUUUUAAUCAAAUGAGAAUAUAUAUCAACCAAAUUGACUCGCUUAUAAGCAGGCUUAUUCUGGUUGGUAAAAAGUCUGACAUUCAGAGCCAAUUCUUGCAACAGCUUGUGGACGUGAAUGGAGCUCUUCGCGAAGUGUAUAGACAGCAUGAACUUUUGGCUGAAAACGGAGAGAAGCUUAAGGAAGAAGCAAAACGUCUGAGCUGCUUACUUUCUGAUUACGUUCAGAGGGGUGCUGAUUUCAGAGAAUCUGUAAGGAAAGAAUUUGAGGCAGACAUGGUGAUAAAACAUAUACUAUCAGAUGAAACAAUAUUAAACAACAACUUAAAGGAAAUGUUGAAUAAUUUGGAGAAUGAACUGAGCACAUGUGCAAAAAAUCUUACAACAUUAAUUAAGGAGAAAAUGUGACAACUAUUUCAAAACUCAGUCUAAUUUUUGCUGCAUUUUUUUGUAGCCUAGGUUUAU